Messenger RNA from Carica papaya (papaya), 1439 nucleotides. The record is from RefSeq and is a predicted model, not a curated record. NCBI's taxonomy places the organism in Eukaryota, Viridiplantae, Streptophyta, Magnoliopsida, Brassicales, Caricaceae.
CAUUACUAAUAAAACGUCGUCGUGUCGGCUUGUAAUUUUAUGCAGAUGAAAUUGAGAUCUUCUCUCUGUAUUUAAUGAUCGAUGGCGAAGAUGCAGAGCUUCUCUUACUCAUUAUCUUCCUCUUCCAUAUUCAUCAUCUGAAUUCGCCUGAUCCACCAGAUAAUUAAUUUAUAGCUUUGAUUAUCAUGUUGAUCGGAUUACCGGUUCGAUUUGCGCUCGUUGCUUUGUAUGUAAUUUGUCUAUCGACUUGUCUGGUUCGUGCUCAAAAUCAAACGGCAGCUACUACCGAUCCAGACGAAGCAAGAACUCUGAAUUCAAUAUUCUCAAAAUGGGGAAUAACGGCCCAACCGGAGUGGAAUAUCAGCGGAGAGGUUUGCAGUGGCGUGGCAUUAUCAACUGACGCUACCGUUAUCGACGAUCCUGCUUUCAACCCUUUCAUCAAGUGUGAUUGCUCUUUUGAUAACAACAAUCUCUGUCACAUCAAAGAACUGAAGGUUUUCGCACAAUCCGUCGAGGGACCAAUUCCUGAUGAGCUAUGGACUCUGACUCAUCUCACCAAUCUGAAUUUAGGCCAAAAUGUCUUGACAGGUUCCUUGUCUAGAUCUAUUGAAAAUCUGACACGCAUGCAAUGGCUGAACUUGGGCAUCAAUGCAUUAUCAGGAGAGAUUCCCAAAGAAGUUGGAAUGCUUACUGAUUUAAGAUUAUUUGCUAUUGGGGCAAAUAACUUCUCUGGUUCUCUCCCUCCUGAUCUUGGAAAUUGCCGGAGACUAGAACAACUUUUUAUAGAUAGCUCUGGGGUUCGUGGCGAGAUACCUAGAACAUUUUCUAGUCUACAGAACUUGGUGACAGUAUGGGCAUCGGACACUGAACUUACCGGCAGAAUACCUGACUUCAUAGGGAAUUGGUCGAAGCUUGCUACACUGAGAUUUCAAGGUAACUCUUUUGAAGGUCCUAUUCCGUCAGCAUUCUCAAAUCUAACUUCUUUGACAGAGUUGAGAAUAAGUGAUUUGACGAAUGGAAGUUCAUCGCUGGAGUUUAUGAAGGAUUUGAAAUCCCUAACUAUCCUAGUACUAAGGAACAACAAUAUUUCUGAUUCAAUUCCACCCAGCAUUGGCGAAUUCCAGAAUUUGACACAACUAGAUUUGAGUUUCAACAAUUUGAAUGGAGAUAUCCCCGCUGCGCUUUUCAAUAUGAGUGCACUUAGUCACUUGUUUCUAGGAAAUAAUAGUUUGAGUGGUUCCUUGCCUGCCCAAAAGAGUUCUUCACUCCGCACCAUAUCUUUUGCUGUCUAAAAGAGCAGAUUUCUGGUGAAAUAUGGAAACAUGGAAGAUGCUGAGCUUAUAUGAAUCAAUAUCAUUUCAAUGAGUCUUAAAUCAAAUGCAUUUAAAAAUUCCUUCCUGGAAUGUCUACUUAAAAUUCGUCUCUUAUUAAAUUGGCAA